Pungitius pungitius (ninespine stickleback) is the source of this 1247-nucleotide messenger RNA. It is a transcript of the gene cirbpa, whose product is annotated as cold inducible RNA binding protein a. The coding region runs from base 16 to 666 and encodes 216 amino acids. Gene Ontology annotation, biological process: positive regulation of mRNA splicing, via spliceosome. The transcript is spliced from 7 exons. Gene Ontology annotation, molecular function: RNA binding. Gene Ontology annotation, cellular component: spliceosomal complex. NCBI's taxonomy places the organism in Eukaryota, Metazoa, Chordata, Actinopteri, Perciformes, Gasterosteidae. The record is from RefSeq and is a predicted model, not a curated record.
GCGCCGAUGGAAUAAAUGCAGCUGCCUAAUGCGCUGCAUAACGGCCCCGCGUCUUUAGGCCCGAGGCCUAGCGCUCCGCUCCACGGCUACAACAUGGCGGACGACGGUAAAUUGUUCAUCGGAGGACUGAGCUUUGAGACCAACGAGGAUUCUCUUGGUGAGGCCUUCGGCAAAUAUGGAAGCAUCGAAAAAGUGGAUGUGAUCAGAGAUAAAGAAACGGGGAAAUCUCGCGGUUUUGGUUUUGUAAAAUUCGACAACAGCGAAGAUGCUAAAGAUGCUCUGGAAGCCAUGAACGGCAAGACGCUGGAUGGUCGGUCAAUUCGUGUGGAUGAAGCAGGGAAGGGUGGUCGUCCCAGGGGAGGUUUCGGAUCCGGCGGCCCAAGAGGACAGCGAGGAGGAUUUGGCGGGCGUGGGAGAGGUGGACGUGGUUUCUCCAGAGGUGGUGGAUACAAUGGCGACCGGAGCUACGGCGACCGGAGUUAUGGUGAGAGAAGCUUCCAUUCUGAUGGGAGGUUUAGUGGCAACCAGUACAGGAAUAGCAGCAGUAGCGGAGGUGGUGGCGGCGGCGGAUACUCCAGUUACAGAGACAACAGGGCUCACGGCGGAUAUGGUGACCGCGGUACAUCCUACCGUGAUGGAUACGACAGCUAUGCUGCAAACGAGUAAACAACUCCCUGAUUCAAGAUCAUCACUUGGCUGGCUGUAUUUCAAAGAUGCGCUCCUCAAGAAAAAUGUCCACGUGUUAUUGCUGACCUUAGUUUUGUAGUUCUGUUGUAGUAGCUCAAGCAUCUUAAAAAAAAAAAAGAAAAUAAGAAAUGUAGCCAUGAGUUUUGGUCAUUCCUUAAAAAAAAACUGUUACAAAUUACAGUUCCAGUCUCUUACCUUGCUUGACUGGCCAUAUUUUUUCCUUAAAGGUCGUUUGUUAACUCAAAAGCACCUGUGUAAUCUAAUUUAGUACUUAAACUCCCAAUUUGAGGACCGGUAAGCUGCUCUCCACAUGUCCACUACCACCGCUGUAGGCUUUGUCCAGCACGCACGGUGUUUCCUGAUUUUGAUUCCUUCGUUAUUUUUCUUUUUAUAUAUCAAUGGAAUUUUUUCCUUUACUUCUUUUCCCGCUCAGUCUCAGUGGCUGAACUACCUCUUGCCAGGUUUUAAAGGGAGGAAAGGAAUCUGAAUUACUCACUGACUUUUGGGGGAUUUUAUGCUAAAUUCCCUUACUAGUAAAAAAAAAAAAAAAAAAAAAAAAA